AUGUGGAUGGCCUCGGGGCGGGCGAGGGUCCCAGAAUUGGAGACAGCACAGUUGGAACCUUCAGGUCUCACGCUGCUCAAUAAACCUAUUGAGUUUAUUCUUCAAACUUAGCCUGGCCACUGCGGGGCGAGAGCGGGAAGUCCCAACCCCUAAAUGUUCGGACUGGGCAGAGGGAGGGGCCCUGGAGGACGACUCGACCCUUCCUGGAGGAUUCCCCAAGGAGGGGCGUUGGAAGUGCACCUGAACAUGAAAAGUGGACGUGGUUCCAGGCCUGGGUGCAGGAAGCAAUGGGAGAUGAGAGGAAGGGUUCUUUAGAACAGGAUGGAGGAAAGUCUCAUUGGUGUUAGCAGGUAGCCGGAUUCUCCUAUUCUCGGAUUGUAGGUCCAGGGAAAGACUUUGAGCAGGAAAGGGACGUGGGCUGAUGGGAGGCUCCAGAUAUCUUUGGAAAUCUGCAGAGCCAGGACCUCAAGACCAGAGGCUGCUGGGGGAUGGGGCUUGAAAAACAUCCCUGGACCGACCUCAAGAGCCUCAGGUCCGGAUGGUGGUCUUGACAGCAUAUGAAACAAAACAGGCAGCGCCCCAUUUCCAGAUGGGGAAACCGAGGCCUCAGGAAGAUGAAUACCUGAAAUCCAUAGCGAAGGCCAGAAGUGAACCCCAGCGUGUGCUCUCCACCACCCCACACCCCAGCUAGGUGGUGGUGGUAGGGAGUGCGGGAAUCCACACAGAGCAGGGGCUCCCAGGGUUGAGGCUGAGCCACCCCAGGCCCCUCCCUCAAGAUGCAGCUGGAGCCCCCCCGAGGCCCUUCCUUCCCAACCUGGCCCCAGCCUCUCUAUAAAUAGCCUGAGUUCCGAGGCACGGAGCUUGUGACCUUCUGGCAGGCACUGCCCUUCAUGUCCCCUCCCCGCAGGCGGUCCUGGGAGUGCAGCUGGUGGUGACCCUGCUCACCGCCACCCUCAUGCAUAGGCUAGCGCCGCACUGCUCCUUCGCACGCUGGUUGCUCUGCAACGGCAGUCUCUUCCGAUACAAGCACCCUACUGAGGAAGAGCUUCGGGCCCUGGAGGGAAAGCCGAAGCCCAGAGGCAGGAAGGAGCGGUGGGCCAAUGGUUAUAGUGAAGAAAAGCCCUUGUCUGUGCCCCGAGAUGCCCCUUUCCAGCUGGAGACCUGCCCCCUCACAGCGGUUGAUGCCCUCGUCCUGCGCUUCUUCCUGGAGUACCAGUGGUUCGUGGACUUUGCCGUGUACUCGGGUGGCGUGUAUGUCUUCACAGAGGCCUACUACUAUGUGCUGGGCCCGGUCAAGGAGACCAACAUCGCGGUGUUCUGGUGUCUGCUCGCUGUCGCCUUCUCCGUCAAGAUGUUCCUGGUGGUGACCCGGCUGUACUUCAGUGCAGAGGAGGGGGGCGAACGCUCUGUCUGCCUCACCUUUGCCUUCCUCUUCCUGCUCCUGGUCAUGCUGGUGCAGGUGGUCCAGGAGGAUACUCUCGAGCUGGGCCUGGAGCCAGGCCUGGCCAGUAUGACCCAGAACUUGGAGCCACUUCUGAAGACGCGGGGCUGGGACUGGGCGCUCCCUCUGGUCAAGCUGGCCAUCCGCAUAGGGCUGGCAUUUGUGGGAUCCAUGCUGGGUGCCUUCCUCACCUUUCCAGGCCUGCGGCUGGCUCAGACACACCUGGACGCACUGAGCAUGUCAGAAGACCGGCCCAUGCUGCAGUUCCUUCUGCAUACCAGCUUCCUGGCCCCACUGAUCAUCCUGUGGCUCUGGACCAAACCCAUUGCACGGGACUUCCUGCACCAGGCACCCCUGGGGGAGGUGCCCUUCUCCCUGCUGUCAGACUCAGCCUUCGACUCACUGCGCCUCUGGGUGCUGGUGGCCUUGUGCCUGCUAAGGCUGGCCAUGACCAGGCCCCACCUGCAGGCCUACCUAUGUCUGGCCAAGGCCCGUGUGGAGCAGCUGCGGCGGGAGGCCGGCCGCAUAGAGGCCCGUGAGAUCCAGAGGCGGGUGGUGCGAGUCUACUGCUACGUGACGGUGGUGAGCCUGCAGUACCUGACGCCACUCAUCCUCACCCUCAACUGCACGCUACUGCUCAAGACGCUGGGUGGCUACUCCUGGGGCCUGGGCCCGGUCCCCAUGCUGUCCCCCGCCCAGUCCUCAGCCCAGGAUCGCCUGGGGGGUCCCGGGGAGGAUGAGGCCCAGCAGACGGCGGCCCGGAUCGCUGGGGCGCUGGGCGGCCUGCUCACGCCCCUCUUCCUCCGCGCCGUCCUCACCUUCCUCAUCUGGUGGACCGCAGCCUGCCAGCUGCUCUCCAGCCUCUUCGGCCUCUACUUCCACCGGCACCUGGCGGGCUCCUAGCCUCCUGCAGACGCCCCUGGGGCCCCAAGUUCCCGGCCUGAGCCAGCGGCUUAAGGGCCGCCCCCUCUGUGUGUGCCUCAGUGUCCUCAGGUGCAAGGUGGGCCCGGGAGCCCUUGCACCACCUGCUGUGCCCGCCCGCUUCACCACAGUGCCUGAGCCCUGGCCCCCAGGAAUCCCAUGCUUCUGCCUCCAAACUGUGGCCCUGGGCCCCCCCGCCCCCCCCUCCCCGGGCUGAGGAUCCCAGGGCCACUGUUCUCAGAUUGCAUGCCCUCCCUCCCCGCAAUUUGAGACAGAGGUCACGGGUCAUUCUUCUGAACAAAUAAAAGAACAGGCUGAUUUCUACUAUCAGGAUUGGAGUGGUUUGGGAGGUGGCUUUCUGCAUUUGGUGCUGAGUGAAGGGAAUGACCCGGAAGAGCACAGGGCGAUCCAGACAGUAAGCAAAGGCCUGGGAGCAAGAAGUGAA
Molecule: messenger RNA, 2807 nt
Organism: Zalophus californianus (California sea lion)
Lineage: Eukaryota; Metazoa; Chordata; Mammalia; Carnivora; Otariidae
Gene: TMEM161A
Product: transmembrane protein 161A
Exons: 12
Coding region: 956-2344 (462 amino acids)
Source: RefSeq, a predicted model, not a curated record